AUGGAGAUGGGGACUUACAACGGGGGUCAAAAGACUUCACGCGACAUCGACAAGACCGAGAGCCAUGUUUCUUUACCCGAGGCGGUGCCAUCAUCGCCCAAAUCUACAUUCUUGUACGUCCAUCUGGCCAGUAUCCUGGAAUGGAAGAAACAGGGCCCUCCCCUCCCCCCCCCUCCUCCACUGACACCCCGUUUUAAUAGUCUCCUGAAUCCCACGUUCGGCUGGGGACGGCUGAUGCUGUCGGAGACGAGCAUGCGCUCCAUACUGCGACAUGUCCACGCGUUUCCCACCUUCCUGAAGCAUUUGACCGCGUUCGGCGAGAAGGGAUUUGCCCAAGACGAAGGCUUCGCCGCAUAUGACAUCCAGGAGCACUUCAACGCAUUUGACAAACGUCAGGGCCUAGAAACUUGCUUUCUGUGGAAGUAUAUACAACAUGAUGACGGAACUGCCCAAUACCCAUGGACCAUUCGUCAGGCCCUCGUCUAUCAGAACUUCUCGUGCAUAACGCAGACGAGCACAAAUAUACUCAUCAGGGCUCCUCUCCAGGUGACGAAUCGGCUGAAGCACAAUUUCAACACCUCUGCAGAGUCUCGAGCUUCAACAGUGGCAGAGUGGCUGGGAGUGCAAAAGGUCUGCAUAUCGUGCGGGACAGGGGAAUGGCGGCAGGCUUUGAACUAUUAUGACGAGCAGAUAACCAAGCUGUUCGACGAGCUGGUUAUGUUUUCGAUCGAGACCGAGACGGCCGGCGAUUCCAAAAAGGUUCAACAAUGCAUAAGUUCCAUGAAGGAACUCACACACCUCGUAGACCAGCUGUUGAGAAUAUCGCACGUGCUGGGCCUGAACUCCAGGAUCAUACACUCCAUGAUGGACGCCGCGCGCAGGUAUGAGAGUGCAGAACGUCGCGAUGCGUUUCUUCUCUUGGCCGAAACCGUGCAGCUUCAGUAUGACGUUCUCCGACAGUUGACAGAGUCAUUGUUGGCGCGUGGAAACAACUUGUCACGCCAGGUUGGUGGACGUUCCCAGUCGCAUCUGCUUUGGAUCUACCGCUGA
This is a messenger RNA of Cladophialophora psammophila CBS 110553, 1050 nucleotides long. RefSeq lists its product as uncharacterized. NCBI's taxonomy places the organism in Eukaryota, Fungi, Ascomycota, Eurotiomycetes, Chaetothyriales, Herpotrichiellaceae. The record is from RefSeq and is a predicted model, not a curated record. The coding region runs from base 1 to 1050 and encodes 349 amino acids. The transcript is spliced from 3 exons.